AUGAUCCUGCCGUCUCUCUCGAAUAUCCGAGAAGCCCCGGAGGAUUACGGACUCCAAGUUUAUGAGCAAAGCUUCUCGCUACAAUCUCCUUCAAGGGCUAUACAAGAUCGUGCUUGUGCUCGCUACGAUCAUGUUUAUCCAUAUCUCGUCAACCAACACUCACAAAUCGGAGAUGAAUCCGGCCGCAAGUCCCAGUUUCUUUCGUGCUCUGGCGCUGUCACUACAGAUGUAGUAGAGAAGCAGAUCCCGCGCCUCGACAACAAUCAGGAAGUCAUUACUCUAUCCAUCGAAUCAGCUGACGAUGGUGCAGUGGAAAGAUCCAUGCUACAAGGUGAGAUGUCUGCUCAACUUGACUUCUUCGCCGACGACCGAGUAGGCGAUUCCGUCAAGUUUAUUAACUGCGAUCAAUUCAUCGGCAAAUACGGCGGACGGUACUGCGAAGCAGGGGUCGAUGAUCCUACCACCGAGAGCGACACAAGGAAGAGUCGCAUGUUCUACGAACUCAACACUUGGGAUCCUUUGGGUUCGAGUCCAUGGAAGCGCGGGGCGGAGGGCGGCGAGCUCAACGGGACUUUUUAUGGUGACAUGCUCGUUCUCAGCCAAAUCACACGCCUUGUAAAUCCCAACGCUGAACUUCGCCAUUAUGGCGAUGAUGUAAAGAAGGCGCUUGCUGCGCGUGUAGCGAUCUUGGAUUACCUGAUUCCAGAUGGAUAUGGACGAUUCUUUCAUCCUCAGAUCCCACUACAUGAAAUGAUUGCUAGCUUGGUCACUUACGAAAUCAUGAAGGAUCAUCAGGCUCGCAUUGGAUACGCGGUAUGGACUCAUCCGCCUGAGAACACGAGUUACAAAGUUAAGCCAUCGCCUACGCAUUCACAUGAGAAUACUUACAAGAAGGACCAACCUGAUGGAAACUGUUGGGGCAAAUCUGAUGGUAUUGGCUGUAGUGUCUUUCUCGAAGGUGAAGGCUGCAAGAUGAAGGGCCAUGAUAUGUGGGAUUGGUACCAGAAGAUUCGCAAAGACGGUGAGAAGAGUAAGAAAUGCGGAGAGGUUGGGUAUGAGGACGGCUGCACACUCAAGAUUGACUUUGUGACAGGAUGCAAUAAUCAUGGCUAA
Molecule: messenger RNA, 1113 nt
Organism: Fusarium subglutinans
Lineage: Eukaryota; Fungi; Ascomycota; Sordariomycetes; Hypocreales; Nectriaceae
Product: fibronectin type III domain protein
Exons: 4
Coding region: 1-1113 (370 amino acids)
Source: RefSeq, a predicted model, not a curated record